AUGGGGAAGAACAACAAAUCACCUUCGAGAGAUUGGAAAGAAAUGGACUAUGAAGUGUUGUUGAGAAUCUUCAUGACUCUCAAUAUGGUGGAUUUCGUUGCUGUUUCUUGGGUGUGCAGCUCCUGGCGAAAAGUUUGCCAAGACCAAGUGUUUUGGAAUGGGAAAGUGUUAGAUCUUAGCAAGUUGCCUUUGCAACUCACCCAAUCAAGUCCCAGGAUGAUUCAGUUCUUGAUGUACGUUUUAUAUCUCAGUGGCGGCAAAUUAGGUUAUCUGAUAUUCGACUUUCGUCUACCUUUAACCGAUGGGAUCUUCAUUAACAUUGCUAGAAGGAGUGUUAAUCUGAGGCGACUUCUGCUACCAGGACGCCAUCUGCAGCUCACAGAUGCAGGAAUAAAAGAAGCGAUGCAGAAUUGGGAAGGGCUAGAGUCGUUCACAAUCACAGACAGCGAAAUUGCUUGCAGCAUUAUUGAGGCCAUAGGCAGAUAUUGCCGGAGAAGCUUUCGUGAAUUAAAGAUAACCUGCCAUUUCUCGUUGAAGAUUGCGCUCAAACUGAUAAAGUAUGUGCCCAAACUUAAGAGACUGAGUCUUCAGUCCACAAGAGUGAACAAAGAUGCUCUGGUUUUCGCGGUGGCUCAGUUGGGAGAACUGGAAGAUCUGAAUGUGUCGCACAGUUUCAUUGUUGGAGGCGAUCGGCCAGAAAACAUCACAGUAUUCUCUCAACAUCAAGUGCCAGACAUUCUGGUGGGUGAGGUGCUGAGAAUGCCGAGGAUAAUAAGCUGUGGACUCUUCUGUAAUAUGUGCGAGGAUGUGUUGUUUUGGAAUAUGGCAAAUGAAUGGGAGAACCCCGAGGAGCAAAUUUGGCGCGAAGAUGAGAUAUUAACUCUUCGAGUUUAA
Molecule: messenger RNA, 894 nt
Organism: Neltuma alba
Lineage: Eukaryota; Viridiplantae; Streptophyta; Magnoliopsida; Fabales; Fabaceae
Product: F-box/LRR-repeat protein At3g48880-like
Exons: 2
Coding region: 1-894 (297 amino acids)
Molecular function (GO): protein binding
Source: RefSeq, a predicted model, not a curated record